Messenger RNA from Suillus fuscotomentosus, 1359 nucleotides. RefSeq lists its product as uncharacterized. The record is from RefSeq and is a predicted model, not a curated record. Gene Ontology annotation, molecular function: protein binding. The transcript is spliced from 8 exons. NCBI's taxonomy places the organism in Eukaryota, Fungi, Basidiomycota, Agaricomycetes, Boletales, Suillaceae. The coding region runs from base 250 to 972 and encodes 240 amino acids.
CGUUGAGCACAGUUAAUUCACAGAUCUGUGCCUGCCCUGUCUUCUGAUCUUGAUUCUUGACAGGCCGAGCCGCGACAAAAACAUAUACUUACUCCUUUCUCUUUGUUUUAACAGUUUGCGACCAUCUACGACUGCAAUUUCGUUUGGCCGAUAUCCGUGGUAUUCUUAUAUAACCACUAAACUCAAUUGCAUACCCGAGAACGUGACACUGGCUCCACACAUCAACCAAGAAACACCAACCGGCAGCAUAUGGCUGCCCAGGAACUUGCCCGCUGGACACGCUUCGCCGCUAAGGGAGGUGUUGGGCGGUGUACAGCAACCGUAGAUUGUGUCGCAAGGGAAAUUGGUGAUCUCAUGUUUCUCAAGGACGAUGAAAUCACAGUGUUGAUGCAGCUUCCUGAAUCUGGGUAUUACUUGGGCUUCUGCGAAGGUGUUGUGGGACGUUUCUCUGGCGUAGACGUGAAAUUUCACGGGAAACUCAAGCGACCUAUCAUGGCAAAACGAGGAUCCCUUGGUGUUGCCGACACACGUCCCAUGUCACUUGAGCGGGCAUCACCGUCCUGGCCCGAGAGCUCCAGCGUCACAAGGGCAGGCAGUUCUAAUGCGAAUCGUCCUGGAAGUUCAGUGGCAAGAGCCGACAGUGUUUCAGACUCACGUCCCGGAGGCUCCCCAGUCAGACGGAAGCCACUCUCACCUGACAUGUAUCCAUAUUCGUCCUCCCCUGAGCGCCUGAGGGAAUAUGAGCGAACGAGGGGGCGUGCACACGAGUUGACAGCGUCUGUGUCUGGGUCAUCUGUGUACUCAGUUGUAUCAACGUCAAGUGCUGCCUCGACUACGUUCUCCGAUGGCGAUGGGUGGUAUAAUAGCGAGGAUUCGUUUUUGUCGAGCCGAGUGGUGCCGUCGUCUUCAUCCGCACAAAAUCGGUGCCUACCUCGUCUUCAUCAAUGGAUUCAAUGCCAACAUCUUCAUUAAACUCCACCCCAGCUACCUCGAGUGCGCAAUCGAUCCUUUCUUUGGGCUCAACACACAUUUCUUCUGCAGGAUCUGUGGAGAAGCUCCUUCAAUCUCUGUCGAAUCAUUCACCUUCGAUGUCUCAGUCCACGUCAGGUUCCAUUUGGCUCCUUGACCUCCGCGCCCACUUCAAAUUCGUCGUCGUCUUCCACCAAUUUCGUGACCAAUGCAACGAAAGGGCUGACUGUGGCUCCGCUGCGCCUCAGCAAGUCGCCGCGACUCACAGCGAGCCCGAUACCAUCGCCACUCUCCCAUCACGCUCACCAUCUUUCACGCUCCCCGCAAAGGGCAGUCCACCACGCUCACCUCUCCCUCCACCGCCAGCAGAAAUACCGCAGUCUCCGCCAU